Fopius arisanus is the source of this 1016-nucleotide messenger RNA. Its product is annotated as MKRN2 opposite strand protein. The coding region runs from base 90 to 836 and encodes 248 amino acids. NCBI's taxonomy places the organism in Eukaryota, Metazoa, Arthropoda, Insecta, Hymenoptera, Braconidae. The record is from RefSeq and is a predicted model, not a curated record. The transcript has a single exon.
UUCUCAACAUUUAAUUCUGUUGAAGAAGAUUCAUUUAUCGUGGUCAAUUCACUGAUUAUAAUUAACAAAUAAUAUUUUCCUCUAUCCAGAUGUUUGAAUUACUUCCGCUUUUGAACAAAAAUGGGGGGUUUCUGUGGGAUUCGCUGAUCGCAUUUGAAAACGGGAAUUUGAUCAACGUUUCCGUUGCUUUAGCAGCCGGUGUGGCGCUAGUUGGUGAACUCGAAGUGAUGAGUUACAAUUUCGAUAUAAUCUGCUUUAAACACUGCGACGAUCGUUCAAUAUUCUGCAGAGAAAUUCCUGGAAGAUGUCCGGUAUGUUCAGAAGUCCUAACGGAUUUCUCACAGACUCCCUUUCAAUUGCCAAGUCCAUUUUCAAAUGGAACUGACAAACCCACGUCUGUAAUCAUCAAACCAUCAUCAGGGAUCUUCCUGGACACCUGCUACACUCCGGAAAACGAUCUUCACAUCGGAAUCGUCGACUCGAAAGGCCGAAUAUUCGAAUAUGAUCAACGGGGCCUGGUCUUCAACGACCUCAGCAACUGGAGACACUGCAUAUCCCUGGACCCAAGGGUUCCGGAAUCCUGGUACGAGCAUUGGGAUAAGAUCAUUAUCGAUUUAUCGAGAAAUCCCCAGUGGAACCAAUCGAAUUAUCACCCAUUGGAGUUCAACUGCUUCGAUUUUGUACUGGAAUUCAUAAAAAAUCUUGGUUGCAACGAUUUUUAUUAUGGGAGCAAAGAAGAUAUUUGUAGGGAUCUCAUCAUACCCAGGAUGAGGGAGUCCCUGAGAUACAUAUCGAUUCAUAAUAAUUUAAGGGAAACCAAUUACUAUAUUCCAUAAUAAAUAGAAAAAUAAUGUGAAAAUUUUGAAUAUAUGCUGAAGUUCUGUCAAAGGGAAAAGUCUCUAGCUACGUCCCACGUGAUUAACAGAAAAUAAUUAAUUUUCUCUGGCUGAGAAACAAUGAGUUAUAAUUUUAUAAUUUUAUGAUCAAUUUGUAUAAAUGAAAUUGUAUGAUUUAGU